Magallana angulata is the source of this 1361-nucleotide messenger RNA. RefSeq lists its product as uncharacterized. Lineage: Eukaryota; Metazoa; Mollusca; Bivalvia; Ostreida; Ostreidae. The record is from RefSeq and is a predicted model, not a curated record. The transcript is spliced from 4 exons. Bases 257 to 1195 code for a protein of 312 amino acids.
UGUUGCUGAUUCAAUCUGCGUAUGCAACAAAAAUUGAGAUUCUUACUACAUGUACCUUUCUAAAGAUAAGAAGUGAAAAUGUGGGGUUCAUAUAUUUUGUAGAAUUUAUCAUUUUUCAAAGUAAAGAUCUAUUUCGAUAAUCACAUGACUUCCGGUUUCGGUAUUACAUUUCUAACCAUAUAUCUUAUAUCAGUGAGAUUAGUGGAAAUGACAAAUGACAUACAUGUAGCGAUUAUAAAGAGGAAAUGAUCGACAAAUGUUCCAAGGACAAAAAAUAUCAGAAAUAUUUCGAAGCGUCAUGGUAUACCAGCUUUCUGUUUCCAUUUUUCUGUAUUGCUGCAUCUUACUCUGUGCAUCUUUAAAUUGCGAAAGAUUUGCAGAACAGAGGUGUUAUGAGGACUGCCAGUGGAGCAAAAUUAUCAAGAAGUGCAUUGAAUGUGGAGCUGGCUUUUAUGGAAUAAACUGUUCAACUCCAUGCAGAUAUCCCAAUUAUGGAAAAGACUGCCAACAAGAGUGUUCAGAAUGUGGUCAGGAAAAGUGCAAUUCAACACUGGGUUGUUUGUCAUCCGAUGUACUCAUUAGUCGAGAAUCACGAAUAAUGACUGGCGAAGACAAAGAAACUACCGUUACCGGUGUAACUUUUCUAAGUACCAAACAACAGUUAAAUCAUUCAAGUAAAGCUAAAGACGAAGGUACCUCAACAAAUCAAAAAAAUCAUAAAACAAACGUUGGGGAAAACUUGAAUAAAGGUCUUGGUAAUCGGAUAAAAAUAAACUGGCAAUUGAUGAUAAUAAUAUUAGCAUUACUUACAGUGCUCACAUCUACAUAUUUGGGAAAAUGUGUUCAUCGUCAUUGGAUAUCCAGAGCUCUGCAAGUUAGCAUCAGCAACACAUCACCAGCUAUAGCUCUCGGUGAGAUAAACCAAACCGAGAACUCCUACAACAGAUUUCAAACCACAGAGUACGAGGAACCCCAACGAUAUCAAACAACUGCAGGCGACGCUAUUGGUCAAAGUAGCAAUACCUUAAAUCACGAAAAUAGUCCAGAAUAUAUGGAAGCCGUGUCAUGUAGCUCUGAGAAUGAACCGAGGGCAAAAACGUUGCUGAAUUGGAUAAACACAAAUAAAAAAGAUCAAUGCGAAAACCAAUUGGAUCCUGGAGAACUGAAUGAUUUAUAUAUUACUCCAUGCAUGUAACGAUGUGUUGCAUUAUAAUGAUACUCGUGACAUUUAUUUUUUCUCUGGGUUUUAUAAGUUCGUUUACCAAUGUUUUGAUAUGUACAGAUAUCGUCGCGUUUUUGUUGUUAAUGCUGCGUUCAAUAGCGACGUUUUUUAUAUGCCCCUUAUAAAGAACCUUUUACAC